AGUUGCGAUGUCGGUCGUUGUCAGUUUCGUGUCUGCCAUAUCGGUCAUCGGAACUCCAGGCGAGAUCUAUAUGUAUGACACUAUGUUUGCUUGGUCACUGGUGUCAUACGCGGUUUCAAACUGCCUCGUCAUACGCCUCUUUCUUCCAAUUCUCUUUCGUUUACGCAUUACCAGUGUUUACCAGUAUCUCGAGAUGAGGUUCAAUCGAACAGUAAAAACUGCCUGCACAAUUAUAUUCUCCAUCCAAACAGUACUCUACAUGGGGAUUGCAAUGUACACACCCGCACUCGCGAUCAAUGCAGUUACUGGAAUGGAUCUGUGGGCUUGCGUUGUUUCUACUGGUGUCAUUUGCAUAUUUUACACAUCAGUGGGCGGCAUGAAGGCCGUGUUGUGGACCGACACACUACAGACGGUCAUCAUCCUGCUCGGCGUGAUCGCCGUCAUCGUCAAAGGAUCAAUCGACGUCGGUGGCGUAGGGGAAGUCUUCCGCAUUGGUCAUCAAGGAGGAAGGAUCAAGCUUGAUCAGUUUAGUGUCGACCCACGAAUCCGCUACUCAGUUUGGAGUAUGAUGUUGGGGAUGUUAACAACGAAUAUUGGGAAAGGUGUACACCAAACUGUCAUCCAGAGACUCUUUUCAUGUGGAUCAAGAAGGAGGGCUGCACAGGCGCUUAUACUAGCUACCAUCAUCAAAUUCAUUACUGUGGGACUAUGCAUCUUCUCCGGAGUAGUCAUGUACGCGUACUACGUAGACUGUGACCCCUACACACAAGGACUCGUGAAGUCAAGGGAUCAGAUCAUGCCAUUGAUGGUUAUGGAUUUGCUUGGUGAUAUGCCUGGCCUCCCGGGACUCUUCCUUUCAGCUGUGGUCAGUGCUUCCAUCAGCACAUUGUCUUCUGGUGUGAACUCAUUGGCAGCUAUAUCCGGCGAGGAUGGCGUGAAGGUCUUCUGGCCUAACAUCAGCGAGAAGAACUACGCCAGGGUUAUCAAAUUACUCGCUGUACUGUACGGUGUUGUGAGUAUCGGAUUUGCCUUCAUUGCUAGUAAAUUAGGACAAGGUGUAUUAGAGCUGUGUCUUUCGCUCAUCGGUAUCACAUCUGGUUCAAUAAUUGGAGUAUUCUUACUGGGUAUUUACAUGCACCGGAGCAACGCCAAGGGUGCACUCACGGGUCUCGUGACUAGCGUGCUUUUCGUCGGUUGGAUAAAAGUCGGUGCCAUACUUUAUCCGUCAUCUAGAGGAAAGAAUUUCCUCUCCGUAGAAGGCUGUCCGGUCCCAAAUAAUACCGAGUCAAUGGUUACCGGCGAACCGGUUACCAUGAUUACAACACAGAUUACAGACGUGUUUUCACUGCAAGAGGAUAAACCAGAAUCAAGGCCCGGCAUGGCUGAUUUGUACGCUAUAUCGUUUCUGUACUAUUCCAUCAUUGGCCUAAUCGUCUGCACUGUUGUAGGAGGUAUAGCAAGCAAGAUCACAGGUUUCACUGACCCAAAUACCAUCGACCCGAGACUAAAGAACAACUUGACAGACGCCCUCUUUUGGUGGUUCCCAGAAUCAAUGAAAACUAGGAUGCGAUGUGGAAUGGAGAAAGUCAUUUAUGAUGACGAAGAUGACACUGACGAAGUCAAGGAUAGUGCUGACUUCAGCGGCACAAAUGGGAAAAUGAAAGAAAUAAACGCCGAUGAGAACAAAAUGGGGUUCGUGCCAGAUGACCACAAACACUCCGGUACACCAGUGUAAAGCAUUAGUUUUCAUUGAAAACUAAUAUGAAUUAUUCGUUACCAGCUGAUGUCAUUAAAUGCAACUGUAAAUUGCUUUUUUGUACAGUCAUCUUACUUUCUAUGGACAUACAUCGUGGCGUAAAUAUCGGCUGGCAAAAAAGAGAGAAAAUGAAGAGAGGAAAAUAAGAAAGUGGGAAAGAAGAAAUUAUUGUUCAUUAGAAUGUUAUAUUAUAAUUAUGUUAUGUUACCGUAUAUUAAGAAACAUAAGAAACAAUUGUUCAUAACUUUAUGAAACACAAUUUGCCUAUGUCUUCAUUGUUCCUGAUGCUCGCAUUUUUUACUAGAUAUAAUAGAUCAAAUAUUUUUUCGAGACACUAUAGUUUUCAUAUAUAUUUGAGAGACCCGACGUUAUCAAAUCAAGUCAAUAUACACCAAAUAUAAUUCCUCGCACUUCAAGUUAUCAUUGCUUGAUGUAGUGACAUAGGCUUCUUUUUCAUGACUUCUUACAAUGAUUGCCCCAUUCUAAGGUCUUCAUAUAAAACAUUUCCUCUCAUGGUAACGUUCGCAUUAGUGGAUUGGUGAGACAUGUCUGCUCUUCAUGAAUUCCUAAAAUCAGUCCUUAAAAUGUCACUUUUUUUAUCUGAAUAUAAAUAUUUUCCAGCUUAAUUAGUGAAACGCGUAUCGCCUUCGUGAAUUCCUACAAACAAGCCUUAAAAUGCACCUCUUCAGGUCUGAAUUUCCUAAAGUUUCAG
This is a messenger RNA of Lytechinus variegatus (green sea urchin), 2468 nucleotides long. Its product is annotated as sodium-coupled monocarboxylate transporter 1-like. Gene Ontology annotation, cellular component: membrane. The transcript has 15 exons. Gene Ontology annotation, molecular function: symporter activity. The record is from RefSeq and is a predicted model, not a curated record. Gene Ontology annotation, biological process: transmembrane transport; sodium ion transport. Lineage: Eukaryota; Metazoa; Echinodermata; Echinoidea; Temnopleuroida; Toxopneustidae. Bases 8 to 1735 code for a protein of 575 amino acids.